CGCCUCAGAUUUAUCCCGGAAGUCGAUGUGUUGUGAUGACUCACGUGUGUUGCACACGCGGAACAGACAACAACAAGACUAAGAAUUGAUCAGUAUGUUCACAGAAGGCACUUUAACAACAGACGUAACACAGCUAACAGACAAAGAUUACCAACAUGUAGCCAAACUGAACGCGCUGAUCCGACAAGGCGAUCUGUGCGCGGUGAAGCGGUAUGUUGAGGCAAAACACAUGUACCCGCCGGCUUACUAUCGCCAGUUUUGUUAUUCUUCCGUGAAGCGCCAGGACUAUUUCCCCGUCGGGGUCGCAGCUCAGUGUGGAGAUGCAGAAAUGGUGAAUUGUUUGAUCUAUUUGGGGUUCAGCUUAGACGAAACGAACUAUGAGACAGAAUUAUGCAAUUUCGUCUUCCCGAUCCAUAUAGCGUGUUUGGAGGGACAUGUCGGUGUUGUCAAAUGCCUUGUUGAACAGUAUGCCGUGGAUGGUGUUGAUUGGAAGGCAACUGGAAUUUCUCCAAUAGCAUACGCUGUUAAUAAGGGGAGAUUGGACAUCAUUAAGUAUUUCAUUAACCAUGGGAUGUCUGUUGAUAUUACUAUUGGCAAACAAGAAUCGUCUCUGUUGUCUAUGGUGGUUGACAAAAAACAGCGUGACAUUGUUCAGUACUUGGUGACUCAAAAUGUGGAUGUUAAUUCGUGUGACAAAAACGGUACCACCCCGCUACACAUUGCUGCAAGUCACGGAUGUCUUGAAAUAGCGCGAGAUCUCAUAGACGCUGGAGCAGACGUGAACUCGACAGACGAGAGAGAACAGACACCUUUUUUCGUGGCAGUGUAUCACCGAAACACUGACAUGACCAAACUUCUGCAAUCUCGUGGAGCUGAUCCCGAAAGCCCUGAUAUAAGGGAAUGGACGCCAUUACACCAGGCCGUGAGACACGGUUUCUACGACGUCGUUCGCUUGCUCAUUGUCGACCUCAACGUGGACAUGUUGCCGAUGAAUAGUGUCUACCACACCGCGUUUAUUCUGGCUCUCUACGCAAAGAAUGUAAACAUAACGGACCUGUUCAUCAACGCAGGGUACGACCCGACGUUUGAGCUGGAGAUGUAUGACGAAGACGACGCCGACAGUGGCGAUGGCUACGACUACGACCGCUUGUACGAUCUGCCACUAAGAGCUCCGGAGGCAGCGUGGCAACUCAAGAUGGAGCAGCUAAAGGCCUUCGUUUGUACGCCGCGGAGUUUGAAGGAACUAGCUUGCUUUGAGGUACGGGACUGCUUGGGACAGCGCGUCCAGACUGGUGUAGACCUACUUCCAUUGCCUCUGAAACUUAAGAACUUUGUCAAACUCCGACAUGUGCCUUGUUAUCACUGCAAGACUGGUAAAAGAAAGAAAUGGUAGUGUGAGGGGUGUAUCUUUUGAAUAUUGUCCACAACGCAUCCAAUAAAUGUCAAAUGUCCAUUCUCAA
Messenger RNA from Haliotis rufescens (red abalone), 1460 nucleotides. Its product is annotated as poly [ADP-ribose] polymerase tankyrase-1-like. Gene Ontology annotation, biological process: intracellular signal transduction. The transcript has a single exon. Bases 95 to 1393 code for a protein of 432 amino acids. NCBI's taxonomy places the organism in Eukaryota, Metazoa, Mollusca, Gastropoda, Lepetellida, Haliotidae. Gene Ontology annotation, molecular function: protein binding. The record is from RefSeq and is a predicted model, not a curated record.